UUUGACCAAUAUAGUAGUAAUCUUCAGACAUGUGCUCUUUGAGGCCAUUAUCAAAGUAAGUGUCUUUGAUCUUUUGAUUGCAUAGUCUUAUCUAUUCCUUGGGAGGCCCACCACUGUCAACAGCUUGCUCACCAUAAAACUGAACUUCAAAGGUGACCCUCGGAUCAAAUACAUGCUUUAGUUCCUCAAAUGUAGUUUCCACAAUAUUAUGUCUGUCUACAGUUAUGAAAUUGGUCUCUCCUUCAAGGAUUCGUGAUGAAUUGGUUACCUCUAAUGGUCUCCCAGAAACAAUUUUCUUCCGCUGAUAUCUAAGCAUCUCUGUUGGUUCCAUUAUGUCUGGUGGGAACUCAUUCACAAUUCGGCAAAAGAAGUCAUGUGGACUUUCUGUUUUCUGCUCCCCCUCUUGUUGUACAGUGUAGGGAUAGAUACUAGAGAUGACAGGGUUGUCUGCUACGCUGCGAGGGCCAAUACCAGAAUUGCCAUUAGAGGUGCAGGGACAAUACAAGAAUUACCAUUAGAGAUGCCAGGGAAAAUACUAGCGAUUGCCAUUAGAGGUGCCAGGGACAAUACCAGAAUUGUCAUUACAGUCGCCAGGGACAAUGCCAGAAGUUUCAUUAGAGGUGCCACGGACAAUACCAGAAGUUCCAUUGGAGAUGCCAGGGACAAUGCCAGAAGUUCCAUUGGAGGUACCACGGACAAUGCCAGAAGUUCCAUUGGAGGUGCCAGGGACGAUGCCAGAAGUUCCAUUGGAGGUGCCAGGGACAAUACUAGAAGUUCCAUUGGAGGUGCCAGGGACAAUGCCAGAAGUUCCAUUGGAGGUGCCAGGGACGAUGCCAGAAGUUCCAUUGGAGGUGCCAGGGACAAUACUAGAAGUUCCAUUGGAGGUGCCUGGGACAAUGCCAGAAGUUCCAUUGCAGGUGCCAGGGACGAUGUCAGAAGUUCCAUUGGAAGUCCCAGAGACAAUGCCAGAAGUUCCAUUGGAGCUGCCAGGGACAAUGCAACAAGACCCAUUGGAGGUGCCAGGGACAAUACCAGAAGUUCCAUUGGAGGUACCAGGGACAAUACCAGAAGUUCUAUUGGAGGUGCCAGGGACAAUCCCAGAAGUUCCAUUGUAGGUGUCAGGGAAACUGCCAGAAGUUCCAUUAAAGGUGCCACGGACAAUGCCAGAAGUUCCAUUGGAGGCGCCUGGGACAAUGCCAGAAAUCAAUUGGAGGUGCCUGGGACAAUGCCAGAAGUUCAAUUGGAGGUGCAAGGGACAACACCAGAAAAUCCAUUGGAGGUGCCAGGGACAAUACCAGACGUUCCAUUGGAGGUCCCUGGAACGAUCCAAGAAGUUCCAUUGCAGGUGCCAGGGACGACGCCAGAAGGUCUAUUGGAGGUGCCAAAGACAAUGCCAGAAGUUCUAUUGGAGGUGCCAGGGACAUUGCCAGAAGUUCCAUUGGAGGUGCCAGAGACAAUGCCAGAAGUUCCAUUAGAGAUGCCAGGGACAAUGCCAGAAGCUCCAUUGGAAGUGCCAGAGACAAUGCCAGAAGUUCCAUUGCAGGUGCCAGGGACGAAGCCAGAAGUUCCAUUGGAGGUGCCCGGGACGAUGCCAGAAGUUCCAUUCGAGGUGCCAGGGACCAUGCCAGAAGUUUCAUUGGAGGUGUCGGGGACAAGGCCAGAAGUUCCAUUGGAGGUGCUUGGGACAAUACGAGAAGUUCCAUUGUAGGUAAC
Orbicella faveolata is the source of this 1713-nucleotide messenger RNA. Its product is annotated as TRIO and F-actin-binding protein-like. The record is from RefSeq and is a predicted model, not a curated record. Lineage: Eukaryota; Metazoa; Cnidaria; Anthozoa; Scleractinia; Merulinidae.